GAAUUCCCUACGUGGAUUGCCGUAUCUUUUUUUCAGUUGUGUUUAGUUUUCAAUUGCCGGUGCUAUCUGAAUGAUACUAAAUAUUGCUCGCAGGAUGUCUACGGUUGAUAUAGCUGCUCUACGAAUCAAGUACAAGGAGAAGAAGGACAUCUUUCACGAAUCCAGCAUCGAAGUGAAGGAACCGUUUAGUCUGUUCCGAAAAUGGUUCGACGAGGCUUGCAAUACACCGGAGAUCAUAGAACCGAAUGCAAUGUGCCUGGCAACGGCAACAAAAGAUGCAAUCCCAUCGGCUAGAUUUGUACUGUUGAAAGACAUCACCGAUCAGGGCUUUACCUUCUUCACCAACUACGAAAGCCGCAAAGCAGAUGAAAUUGCCGAAAAUCCGAACGUUGCCCUAACGUUCUACUGGCUACCGCUGAGACGGUCGGUCCGGAUCGAAGGAUCGGUGGAGAAAAUCUCCCGGUCCGAGUCGGAAACGUACUUCCACCAGCGGCCCCGUGCCAGUCAGAUCGGUGCCCUGGCGAGUCCGCAAAGUCAGCCGAUCCCGACGCGUGACUAUCUGGACCGGAAGGAGCAGGACAUCAAGGAUCAACUGGGACCGGACGGAGCCGUACCACUGCCCAACUGGGGUGGCUAUCUGGUGCGCCCGAGGAUGGUCGAGUUCUGGCAGGGUCAAACCAAUCGGCUGCACGAUCGGAUCCGAUUCCGGAGGUCGCUCAGAGAAGGUGAAACGGCUGAUGGGGAACUGCUGCACCAGGGUGAAGGAGGAUGGUUCUACGAUCGCUUGGCUCCAUAAGUGUUCCGUUUAAUA
Messenger RNA from Ochlerotatus camptorhynchus, 811 nucleotides. Its product is annotated as pyridoxine/pyridoxamine 5'-phosphate oxidase-like. Gene Ontology annotation, biological process: pyridoxal 5'-phosphate biosynthetic process; pyridoxine biosynthetic process. Gene Ontology annotation, molecular function: FMN binding; pyridoxamine phosphate oxidase activity. The transcript is spliced from 4 exons. The record is from RefSeq and is a predicted model, not a curated record. Bases 71 to 796 code for a protein of 241 amino acids. NCBI's taxonomy places the organism in Eukaryota, Metazoa, Arthropoda, Insecta, Diptera, Culicidae.